This is a messenger RNA of Oncorhynchus tshawytscha (Chinook salmon), 1398 nucleotides long. Its product is annotated as polyubiquitin-B-like. Gene Ontology annotation, cellular component: nucleus; cytoplasm. Gene Ontology annotation, molecular function: protein tag activity; ubiquitin protein ligase binding. Gene Ontology annotation, biological process: modification-dependent protein catabolic process; protein ubiquitination. Bases 159 to 1304 code for a protein of 381 amino acids. NCBI's taxonomy places the organism in Eukaryota, Metazoa, Chordata, Actinopteri, Salmoniformes, Salmonidae. The record is from RefSeq and is a predicted model, not a curated record. The transcript has 2 exons.
CGGAUGGAUAUUGUCACAUGACACUUUUCCACGUCGCAAUGUUUUCUUAGUAUAAAUAAAGUGUCCGCGCCUUUCGUGAAUCAUAUUGAACACAGAAGCAAGAACAGUGUCUAAGAAGACGUGUACGUUACAUUUACUUCGAGGUUAAUCGUGUAAAGAUGCAGAUCUUCGUCAAGACCCUCACUGGUAAAACCAUCACACUAGAAGUGGAGCCCAGUGACACCAUUGAGAAUGUGAAGGCCAAGAUCCAGGACAAGGAGGGCAUCCCCCCAGACCAGCAGCGUCUGAUCUUCGCUGGCAAGCAGCUGGAAGAUGGCCGUACCCUCUCCGACUACAACAUCCAGAAAGAGUCCACCCUCCACCUUGUGCUGCGUCUCAGGGGAGGCAUGCAGAUCUUCGUCAAGACCCUCACUGGUAAAACCAUCACACUAGAAGUGGAGCCCAGUGACACCAUUGAGAAUGUGAAGGCCAAGAUCCAGGACAAGGAGGGCAUCCCCCCAGACCAGCAGCGUCUGAUCUUCGCUGGCAAGCAGCUGGAAGAUGGCCGUACCCUCUCUGACUACAACAUCCAGAAAGAGUCCACCCUCCACCUUGUGCUGCGUCUCAGGGGAGGCAUGCAGAUCUUCGUCAAGACCCUCACUGGUAAAACCAUCACACUAGAAGUGGAGCCCAGUGACACCAUUGAGAAUGUGAAGGCCAAGAUCCAGGACAAGGAGGGCAUCCCCCCAGACCAGCAGCGUCUGAUCUUCGCUGGCAAGCAGCUGGAAGAUGGCCGUACCCUCUCCGACUACAACAUCCAGAAAGAGUCCACCCUCCACCUUGUGCUGCGUCUCAGGGGAGGCAUGCAGAUCUUCGUCAAGACCCUCACUGGUAAAACCAUCACACUAGAAGUGGAGCCCAGUGACACCAUUGAGAAUGUGAAGGCCAAGAUCCAGGACAAGGAGGGCAUCCCCCCAGACCAGCAGCGUCUGAUCUUCGCUGGCAAGCAGCUGGAAGAUGGCCGUACCCUCUCUGACUACAACAUCCAGAAAGAGUCCACCCUCCACCUUGUGCUGCGUCUCAGGGGAGGCAUGCAGAUCUUCGUCAAGACCCUCACUGGUAAAACCAUCACACUAGAAGUGGAGCCCAGUGACACCAUUGAGAAUGUGAAGGCCAAGAUCCAGGACAAGGAGGGCAUCCCCCCAGACCAGCAGCGUCUGAUCUUCGCUGGCAAGCAGCUGGAAGAUGGCCGUACCCUCUCCGACUACAACAUCCAGAAAGAGUCCACACUCCACCUUGUGCUGCGUCUCAGGGGAGGACAGUAAAAGUUUCCCCUGCUUCUGUUCUGGCAAAUGUUCAGUUUUUUUUCACAUGUUUGUUUUUUAUUGAAGUCAUUAAAGGCUAAAUGAAUGCAAUUAA